CUGCGUGCACAGAUGGUACAGAGCAGUGGGAUAAGUAGACGAUAUAUAUCAUGUCUCUCACAGGAGCUACGUGCAUUGACGGUAGAGAGCAGCGGGGGAGUAGACGUUAUCUACCACGUGUCCCAUUUUACCUGGGCUACCCCGGGUUUCAACUUCACCCUGGAGUACUCCUUCUUCCCAGCCACCAUCUGCGGACCCACCUACUACAAGACGUUGGCAGGUGAGGUGGGACCCCGGGGAUACACGGCUCCUACCACUACCUAUCUCUACGUCACCUGUAACUGGGUCAUCAACAGCCAGCCGGCCGCUGCCCUCGCCAUUACAGUUACCCCGCCUAAACAUGUUAAUCGUCUCAUACCAGAGACUUUGAAGUCUAUAGAAAAGCAAGAAUAUAACUGA
Cherax quadricarinatus is the source of this 399-nucleotide messenger RNA. The record is from RefSeq and is a predicted model, not a curated record. Lineage: Eukaryota; Metazoa; Arthropoda; Malacostraca; Decapoda; Parastacidae.